UGUCAGUUCGGUUUGCGAGUGCAUGCUACACGGAGGCGCCGGUCGUGUCUCUACCACCUGUAGCUAUUUGUGCCGUCCCAGCGUUUGGCACACUUACGCAUGGAGGUUAAAAGCCAGCGUGACCUCAUUGCAGCGUUGCACCCAGGCGCUUCUGAGUCAGACAGUCGAGUUUCCAUGGUACCGGGUAACAAGGGAGCGGUAGUUAUUUGGUGGUGAAAAACAGAAAAGGAAAAUUUUACUCCUAAUUUGCACCAGCCCCCGGUACGAACGGUGGGAUUUAAAGCAAAUCGCAUCUUGGGCAAAAGGCAGUGAAAGCGAAAGAAACACUAGGAAUACUACAACAUGGACCAAAUAGAGGAAAGUGGCGAAGAUUCGCAGGCACCGGAGUCUACCUUCGAGGACGAUCUGGUGCCGAAAGAAAUUACGGACGAGUUUUUUGAGGAGCUGUGCUCGAAAGCCAAUCUGACCGUGAAGGACUUGCAGGGCAACGGGCAGUAUGGGCUGGCGGAAGACUUUCAGAAACUGCUCAUUACGGGUCAAAAUUUGCGUCAGCAGCUCAUCGAAGAGCAGGACCGGAUCGCCAAGAUGCAGGACGAGGUGUCGGCUGCCUCGGGACGGGUGGCACAGGCGAUGCAACUGUCCCAGCGCGACCAAGAUACGAUACAGACGCUCAAGUCGGAAAUUCAGGACGCCUGGAAGCGGGCCGAUGCGGCCCAAACGCGCGAGCAGAACGUGCAGGAGGCGAUGAAUCAGAUGCGAGAAAAGCUGGAAAAACUGCACGCCGAAAGUGACCGCUACGGCGAUCGGGACGAUGAUGUCGGCUCAACGAUGAACAAGCACAAGGAGGGCAUCAUGCGCGAACGGGACCGGCUGUUCGUGGAGGUCGAGGAGCUGAACCGCCGGCUGCACACGCAGCGCCUGUACAUGGAGGAGCUCGAGCAGAAGUGUCUCGACUCGGAGGCGAAGGUGAAGGAGCUGUACAAGGUGCUGGACGAGACGUCGAACGAAGCGUUCCGCGACAAGCGCCAGCUGGAGAGCCUGCAGACGCAGCACACCGAGGUGCUGGCGGAGCUGGCGACCAAGACGGAGGAGGCGAAGCACUUCAAGGAGCUGGCGGACAGCAACUACAAAACCACCAUGAAGCAGACGAUGCAGAUGGCCGCCCUGCGCACCAACAUGGAGCGCAUCGAGACGAACAAGAACCUGCUGCAGGUGAAGCUGGCCAAGACGGUGGGCGACUACGAGAACAUGGUGCAGCUGAAGGACAAGGUGACGAACGAGUUCAACACCAAGGUGAACAUUCUCAAGCUGAAGGAGGACGAGAACAAAAAGUUUCGGCUGGAAAAUGCGAAGCUGGUAAAAACUCGCGACCUUCUGCAGAAGGCCAUGCAGUCGACCGAGGCAGCUAAGAGCGCGCUGGAGCAAGAGGUGGCCAAGCUGAAGAACACGAUCGUGACGUUUGAGAAGGAGCGAGACGCGUCCAAGAAGUCGUACGACGCGGCCAGAAAGCAGGUCGACGCGGUACUGCGCGAAAGGGAUCUCGUCCGCAAGGAGCUGACUAAGAUAACCCAAUCGCUGACGAACCAAACCGAGCAGAAUACGCUGCUGGAAAAGCAGCAGAAAACGUUGGAAAACGAAAUCAAAGCGCACCAGGCUGCCGCGCAGAAGCAGCAAACGCUCCUGCUGAAGAUCGAGAAGGAUCGGGACCGCAACGCGGAGGAGGUGCAGAACCUGUCCGACCGGAUCGAGCAGCUGAACGAGGAUCUGCUGUACAGGCAGAACCUCAUCGCCGAGCUGCGCGAAAAGCUGAAGGAAAGCGAGUCGAGGCUGUUCCAGAGUCAAAAUUUGCUCGAAAUUACGCGCGGCGAGCGGAACAUUUUCGAGCGCGACCUGACGACCUGCAGCAAGGAGUCGGAGGGGCUGAAGGACCGGCUGAAGAACGCGAUCCGCAGCGUGGACCAGCUGAAGGAGGAGAACGCCACCAAGGUGGCGGAGCUGUUUAAGGCAAACAAAACGAUCGACCGGGUGGAGAAGGAGAAGCAGACGCUGAAAACGGUCGUGGAGAACAUGAACACCGAGCUGGAGCACUCCGCCUCGGAGCUGAAGGAAAAGAUGAACGAAAAUGCGCGCUUGAAUAAGACGCUGUCGGAUGAUGCCACCACCGCCGACUGUUACGCCACCGGUGUACACCCCGCUCGACCAAACGGACGCACAGAAAUACAUGAUAAAAUGUUGAUAACCGGCAGUGAGACGAGCGUGGCCACGAUCGACGAUGGAGGGACGAUGUGGAGCAGACAGCAGAAUGCCGUCUCCGUGCGGCAUGCGUUCAAAUCGUACGGCACCAAGAAGAAACCAAAUCAAGUUCUAUCGAAUCUUAACAUGACAGUAGCCAAAGGAACUAUUUAUGGACUUUUAGGAGCAUCCGGUUGCGGUAAAACGACACUUCUAUCGUGCAUAGUAGGACGAAAGCGACUAAACUCAGGAGAAAUAUGGGUCCUCGGUGGAAAGCCGGGAACAAAGGGAUCCGGUGUCCCUGGAGCCCGCGUAGGAUACAUGCCGCAGGAGAUUGCUCUGUACGGUGAAUUCUCGAUCCGCGAAACGAUGAUGUACUUCGGCUGGAUCUUUGGCAUGCACACGUCCGAGAUCGUCGAGCGAUUACAGUUUCUGCUCAACUUUCUCGAUCUGCCAUCAGAGUCUCGGUUGGUGAAGAAUUUGAGCGGUGGCCAACAGCGUCGUGUAUCGUUCGCCGUGGCCCUGAUGCACGACCCGGAGCUGCUCAUUCUCGACGAACCGACCGUCGGUGUGGAUCCACUACUUAGACAAAGUAUAUGGAAUCAUCUGGUACACAUCACCAAGGCCGGCCAGAAAACCGUCAUCAUUACGACGCACUACAUCGAGGAAGCCCGACAAGCACACACGAUCGGUCUGAUGCGAUCGGGUCGACUGCUGGCGGAAGAGUCACCGAGCUGCCUGCUGUCGAUGUAUCGCUGCAGCAGCCUGGAGGAUGUCUUCCUGAAGCUGUCACGCAAACAGGGCCAAGCCAAUGUGGCACCAGCUGAGCUGAACAUCAGCAACAACAUAUCACUGUCGGCACUGGCAUUCGGCAACAAAAAGGACAACCCAGUCUACGUCAGCCAGGAAAGUGGUGUCGUCGGACUUAACUUCCACCAGAGCAAGGAGGUGCUCAUCAGUGACAGUAACGGAUCCACCAUUGCUAUCAAUGGACUCAAUGGAUCUGCUCCCGGUGCGAUCAGUCAAGCGGUCGAGUGCGAUAACUGCACCGAAUGUUCGGGUUGUUCCAACUUUACGUCGAAGGGAAAGAUUCGUGCGCUGCUGGUGAAGAACUUCCUGCGCAUGUGGCGAAACGUGGGCGUGAUGCUGUUCAUCUUCGCCCUGCCCGUCAUGCAGGUGAUCCUGUUCUGUCUGGCGAUCGGGCGUGAUCCUACCAACCUGAAAAUGGCCAUCGUUAACGGUGAGAUGAACUCGACCAUCGGGGCGGACUGUGCGUUCGAUCCGGGGUGCAGCUUUACCAACCUAUCCUGUCGCUACCUGAGCCACCUCAACACGACGAUCGUGAAGGAAUACUACUCGGACCUGGACUCGGCGCUCGGUGCGGUGCGGGACGGCAACGCUUGGGGCGCACUGUACUUUACGGACAACUUUACCGAUGCACUUGUGGCGCGUAUCGCUCUCGGACGCGAUGCUGACGACGAGACGCUGGACCAGUCGGAAAUUCGCGUGUGGCUCGACAUGUCCAACCAGCAGAUCGGCAUCAUGCUGAACCGCGACCUGCAGGUCGCGUAUCGGGAGUUUGCCCAGCAGCUGCUGCGAGUGUGCGACAACAAUCCGAAGCUUGGCGAUGUUCCGAUCCAGUUCAAGGCUCCGAUCUACGGUACCAACGAUCCGUCGUUCACUGAUUUCGUCGCACCAGGAGUCAUUUUGACUAUCGUGUUCUUCCUGGCCGUGGCACUGACGUCCUCCGCGCUGAUCAUCGAGCGUACCGAGGGUUUGCUGGAUCGAUCGUGGGUUGCCGGUGUGACGCCGAGCGAAAUCCUGUUCUCGCACGUCAUCACCCAGUUCGUGGUGAUGUGCGGCCAGACCGCGCUCGUGCUGAUCUUCAUGAUCGUCGUGUUCGGCGUGACGAACAACGGCGAGAUCGGCUGGAUCGUGGUGCUGACCAUCCUGCAGGGUCUGUGCGGUAUGUGCUUCGGGUUCGUCAUUUCGGCCAUCUGCGAGCUGGAGCGCAACGCUAUCCAGCUCGCCCUCGGGUCGUUCUACCCGACGCUGCUGCUGUCCGGCGUGAUCUGGCCGAUCGAGGGCAUGCCGCUCGUGCUGCGGUACGUUUCGCUCUGCCUGCCACUGACGCUGGCCACCACGUCCCUCCGCUCGAUACUGGCCCGCGGCUGGAGCAUAAUGGAGCCGGACGUGUAUAUGGGCUUCGUUUCGACGAUCGCCUGGAUUGCGCUGUUCCUCGUCAUCACGAUGCUGGUGCUGAAGUUCAAGCGCGGCUAAGCGGCGCGAGGCAAGCGACGAGCGCGUGCAACGUUUCCGUUUGCACCUGCCGUUUGCAGCGUGUUGUUGUUUUAGCGUGUGCUACGGAGGGAGCAAACCCGACAGUCCCGAUCGAUAUGGAUGGUCAGCAUCCGAACGAUCAAACGAUCGUGGGAUGUGUGCGAAAUAGAGAGGAAGAGGAAAAAAAAACUACCAGAAAGCAUCACCGAGCAUGAAUUACAGGGUGGUGCUUUUAAAAACAACACACAAACACAAACACACAAUUUGAAUUUGCUCAAUUGUACGUAUUGGACUUUCAUACUGUUACCCUCUGUUUUUUUUAGUUAAUCGUUUUUCACACUAGCGCUUUACUACUGGUAUCGCUUUGGUCCCUUCCUACACCCACACAACAACAAACAAACACACACAAACACACAAACACACAUACUAUUGUUUAGUGAGAAUUUCCAGCUACCUCUGGUUGCGAUCGCUCGCACGAGUGGGGCGUGAGCUGGAAUAUUCUAAUGCGUGUGCGGUGCCGGCACGCUGUCUAUUGGCUGCCGGCCACCCCACCCCUUAUGUAAGACAUAAUCGAAUAUCGGUAUAUAAAGAAGUAUAUUUGCGAUCCGGUCGGCGUGGGAUGCGUGGGAUUUUGAGUGAUCGUGAUCUACACUACACUAGCUGGGAUGCAUGGGAACUGCGCGUGUAUGGGUAAUAUGUAUGCAUGUGUGUGCGUGAACCGGGCGGGCGUAUAAACAUGGAGAUUGAGAACCGUGUUCGUGUGGCUAUUAAUAUUGUAUGAGUAAAUAGGGUGGGGGUUUAGUUUUUGAGACGAAAAUUUGGGAUAAAGUGACAAGUACACAGAUACAACAACAAAAACAGCAACAACGAACAAAGCAACAGCAACAAAAUAAGGAAACAACGAAACAUUAUACACGAACGCGUCAAUGUGAACUGUGAUUGUAAAGCAAUGAGCAAAAGCUAUAUAUUUUUUUUUAUUAUAAUAUGUAUCAUCAUACCAGAGUAUUUUGUAUUAAUCUUAUAUGGUGUAAAAUGGAAGAUAUCCCAAAACGAUCGGUUUACACACAAACACCCACACACACACUGGCAAACACUCACAAAUACGCAACAGAUACAAACACAUACACACAUUUGAUAGUUUGUCCGUUUUUUCUGUCAAAUUUUUGGAAAACUUUGUUUUCCACGGGGGGUUUUCACCUUAUCUCGAAGAGGUGGUAGAAAAAGUAAAGAAAAGGCCUUCAAUUCAAACCAACUCAUUGCAUACUUUUGAACAAAUUUAUGUGAAAUUUAUGUUUCCGAAUAGUAGACCACACGGGUGAAUGUGUUUGUAUACUUUGCGCUGGGAGUUGUGCGUGCCGUCUAUAUUAAUUCCCGUUUCUAUAUAUUAAAUCGGUCUUGCACACUUCCUCCCCUUUUCUUUUGGCCCCGAUCGAUCGUAAGCAAAGCAAUAAAUUUAAACGAUUUUCCCAAUUUCCGGUACGUGAGCUACGGUACGGUGGCUUGAGAAUUGAGUUGCCAAGCAAAAACCAUAUGCCGGUGGCAAAUGCAAUGACGACACCCUUCCCGGCAGGGUGGCUUGGCGUGUACAUUUGGGCGUAGGGUAACAAAGUAGGAAAGAAGGCACCCGGGGAAAUGUAGCUUCUUUUUCCAUUUCUUUUAUAUUAAUAUUAAAUGCAUAUGAGCGAUGCUUCGGCCUGCGGCUGCUGCCCGAGAUUCUUACCUUAUCGAAAGGACGGCUCUGCGGUGGUCGCAGGUCGCGAACAACUUUGUGAGGGCAACAUAACAACAGCGCAUAUAUCUUAUGUAAUACAUUUACGUAUGGGUGGGACAAUUAAAAUGGAACAAGGAAAUCUACACAAACAUACACACACACAACACUUACACGGAGACACACAUAAAACACGAACAACGAACUAAUAUUAAAUAUACACUUUUUUCUAGUACCAGGUUUCUUAUCCAUCCUGUGUUGGACUUACGUGCUCUUAUCCUUACUGUUAAGAGUAGACUUGAAUUCGCUGACGGCGUGUAUGACAGACAAGAUUAAAAAAAAAUACACACAAUAACGAUAUACCAAUUGGGUGGGUUAGAAGAAGAAAACAAUAUAUCGACGCAGCGAACAGGUCUAUACAAAUUGGGGCGGUACGCGUUGUUUUUGAAGUAACGUAAAAAUCGUAAGGAGCAACAGCAAUAGAAGCAACACCGCCCACCGGUCCCGGUGGUGUUCAACUGUAUCUGUGGAGGAAAAAAAAUGAAUGUCAAUAAUAAUAAUAAAUACAUAAAAAUGAA
Anopheles coluzzii is the source of this 6798-nucleotide messenger RNA. It is a transcript of the gene snu, whose product is annotated as ABC transporter G family member 23. The transcript has 17 exons. The record is from RefSeq and is a predicted model, not a curated record. Gene Ontology annotation, molecular function: ATP binding; ATP hydrolysis activity; ABC-type transporter activity. Lineage: Eukaryota; Metazoa; Arthropoda; Insecta; Diptera; Culicidae. Bases 343 to 4512 code for a protein of 1389 amino acids. Gene Ontology annotation, cellular component: membrane.